Brettanomyces nanus is the source of this 621-nucleotide messenger RNA. RefSeq lists its product as uncharacterized. Lineage: Eukaryota; Fungi; Ascomycota; Pichiomycetes; Pichiales; Pichiaceae. Gene Ontology annotation, cellular component: membrane. Gene Ontology annotation, biological process: transmembrane transport; carbohydrate transport. Gene Ontology annotation, molecular function: carbohydrate:proton symporter activity. The record is from RefSeq and is a predicted model, not a curated record. The coding region runs from base 1 to 621 and encodes 206 amino acids. The transcript has 2 exons.
AUGAAUGCUGAAAGUGAGAAAGAAGUUUCGUAUGCCGAACUCUUCAAGGCUACAAACCUAAAGAGGGUUGUACUAUCUAUCUUUGCUCUUACGGGACAGCUUUGGGUUGGUGUCAGUUCUGUUUUAACCUACAUUUCAUAUUUCUUUGAACUUGCUGGAGUUUCAAGCAGCAUUGAGAAGACGGUUGGUAUGUUCACUCUUUGCGUCGGUGGUAACCUUGUUUCUUACUUUGUCAUUGAAAGAGUUGAUAGAAGAGUCCUCUACAUUGGUGGUGUUGCCCUUUGUACGAUCAUGAAUUUACUCAUUGCAUGCGUGUCAUAUGGAAGCUCGCAAGCUGCUGCCUAUACCACCGUUGUGUUUGUCUUUCUAUGGGCUUUUAUCUACGAAGCCACUGUUGGUCCAUUGACAUAUGCUUUGAUCACGGAGCUUCCACAGGGAAGAAUGCGUGCCAAAUCGGUGGCAAUUACUUCUAAUGUCAACAAAACUAGAGGAAGAACUGCUAACGAGAUUGAGCAGUUGUUCGUGAACAAAGUGGGUGCUUUGAAAUUCAAGAGGGCUAAGUUUGAUGAAGAUGAUAAAUUAAUUAUGUCAUCAGUGGGGAAAGAGGUCAGUCAGGCAUAG